Messenger RNA from Moneuplotes crassus, 675 nucleotides. NCBI's taxonomy places the organism in Eukaryota, Ciliophora, Spirotrichea, Euplotida, Euplotidae. The record is from the annotation of a GenBank genome assembly.
UAAACUUUCAAAUGGAUAAAUUAAAAAAGAGCCCAACCGAGACCUCAAAAAAAGUCCAAAUCGAAUUAGUAGAAAAGGAAUGUCUCAACAGAGUCUUUGAGUGGCUCUCCUCUCAGGACCCGAAGAAAGGCGAGGAUGAAGAAGAUCCUAAGAAGAAAGAAGAGCUCCAGAAGAAAAUCACCCUGAAUGAUCUCACUAGAGCUCUAAGGAAGAUGGGCUGAUCUCCAACCAAGUCUGAGGUCAAGAACAUGAUUUGGGAAGUAGAUGAUGACCUUGACGAAAUGAUCAGCGAAGAAGAGUUCCUCACUAUUUAUAAGAGAUGAAUAUCGGACGAAACAGGCCUUGAACCCAGAAAAUUCUUCAACCUUGUCCAAUUCCUCAUGUAUGACAAAGAUUUCAGAGGAAGAGUCACAGUAGAAGAAACCCUUCAGAUCUUAUUUGUCAGACACGGAAGAGAGCAACUUGAUACAGAAAUCGAGGCAAUCUUUGGAGUCGAUGAAAGACAACAAGACGAGGAAGAGAAGGAAAUCACAUAUCAAGAAUAUGUCGAAAAAGUCAAUGAAAGAGCCCUUCAAGAACAAAAGAAGCUUCUUGAUGACAAGAGAAAAGGUAAACUCAAAGGAUUGCAGAAAGAGGAUUAACUACCACAUCGAAAUGUCUAGAAUUCUCCUCAAU